Messenger RNA from Nematostella vectensis (starlet sea anemone), 2661 nucleotides. RefSeq names its product dopamine receptor 2. The transcript has a single exon. Gene Ontology annotation, molecular function: melanocortin receptor activity. Bases 1207 to 2235 code for a protein of 342 amino acids. NCBI's taxonomy places the organism in Eukaryota, Metazoa, Cnidaria, Anthozoa, Actiniaria, Edwardsiidae. Gene Ontology annotation, cellular component: membrane. Gene Ontology annotation, biological process: adenylate cyclase-activating adrenergic receptor signaling pathway. The record is from RefSeq and is a predicted model, not a curated record.
UGAGCUCCAAACAGGAAAUCUCCUUACGCUUUUUCUACAAUUUUUUAAAUUGCGUUAGGCUUGCCCUCUUUUCUAAAGUUGUAUUUGGUUUUGGAGAUAUCGUGCUAAUGUGAAUAACAGCACAACAGCUAUAUUAGCAAUUGGUUUUAUUGUGUCAAUUCAUUAUGACGUUCUUUUUUUUAAGUUUAACAAAGUGUGCACUUCUUUUGUCGAAUUUUUAUUUUCUGCGGCGAAUAAAACGAUUGAAAAAUCUGGGCCGUUCUUAAUCCUCUCCUGAAGUCGUUUCAUAGCCUUGUAAUCAAGGCAACUUUUAAUUUAUUUGACCACACAAAGCAAAAGACAAAGUAAGAGGAAGUUCGGCUGACAGCUUUUUGUUUGGAAUAGGUUUUUUAUCACCAUAACAACAUUGGAAAUGAUGGUAUUUGGUCAGCCGAGAGAGGUCUUUGAUCCGAAAUCUAGAUCUAGAGUGCGAAUCGCGAAAGUAUUGUGAUUCUAACUCCUUCGUAGUAUAGGAGCUCUAUAUAUUGGAUUUUACAGUGCAGAUUAAUCUUAGGAAAAAGAAGAAUUUCGCUGGAGAUCGAAAAAGAAGAUUAUUUUCACUCGGAAUGUGCGAAGUUCAAAAGCAAUCCACAAGCGGCGAAUGAAAAGAAGACUUCAACGGACUCUUUGCUCCUUUGCAAGGUGAAAAAGAAGCGGAUAUAUAUUAUAUUCCUGCUCGUUAAGACACUGCGAUGAUUAUUUAUUGCCAUGCUAAUGAGAUAAUCUUAGAAAAGAAAAAAGGGAAAUGAUUGAAUGAAAAGUUGAAUUGGAGUGAAGUGCGAGAUUAAUUGAAGCUCAGCCGAGAUUGUUUCCAGAAGGACUUAUUGAGUCGGCAAUUUACCCACGAUACACGAUUGAAUGUUCGAGAUUGAAGGUUGAGAUAAUUUUAGCUCCUGUUUAGCAAGUAAUAGAAAUUCUCCAAGUUAAUUAACUCAGCACGGCCUACACCGCGUGUUUUGAGAUCUGAUGUAAAUACAACCACGGAUUAUUGGACUUAAGGAGAAUCUUUUCCUUAGUUGAAAAAAUAAAUCUAAUUGACCUUAAUAAUCAUCGCUUUCGAACAUCCAAAUUGACCCAGGCUUAGCUACAGCGGAUAUAUACCACAUCGCAAGAAAACAAACCAGAAAGCGGGAGUCUCAAAUCCAAGGACUCGCUAAAGAAGGCAACAUGAGCUCGAAUAAUUCAUGCGAUGGAGCUAGUUCUGUUGAGUCGCCAACGACUCUAGGAAUCGUCAUUUCAGUUGCUCUGAUUGUUGUGAUCAUGCUGGCAUUGGCUGGAAACACAGUCGUGUGUAUCGCAUUUUACCGGAGCUCAAACCUCCAAAGUUUGACAGUUCUUUUCAUCCUCUCCCUCGCCGUCACAGACAUUCUCGUUGCUUCCAUUUCAAUGCCUAUUUGGCUUUACUUCCAGUUCUCUCACAGUAGUUUCACAUGCCUACCAGAUUUGUUCACCGCUUGGAAGUGCCUCGACGUGCUGUUCUCUACAGCUUCGAUCAUGAAUCUAUGCGCUAUAAGUAUCGACCGACAGUUCGCCAUAACGAAACCGCUACAUUACCAUACGAUAAUGACCACAAAAAGGGCACUAUUUGCUCUGACUGGAAUCUCUCUUUAUGCCGUUGUUCUGUCUGGACUCGUCGCCACUCGAUGGAGCUAUUACCCCCUCUUCAUUUUCAUCGUCGCCUUCAUUUCGCCUCUUAUAGUCAUGAUCCAGGCUUACUCCCACAUCUUCAAAACAGCACUGAUGCAGGCCCGCCGCGUGUACCCCAUACGUCAGGCGUAUUACUUCAAGAAGGAGCUAAAAGCGGCCAAGACUCUAGCUAUAGUCAUGGGCAGUUUCAUUGCAUGCUGGGCCCCAUUCUUUCUAGCAAAUUUGAUUGUUCAAUACGAAAACGUAAAAAUAUCGCCAGAUACAGUAACAGGGAUAAAGUUUUUGCACUACGUUAGUUCAGCUUUAAAUCCUGUUAUUUAUUCUUGCACAAAUCGCGAGUUUCGACUUAAAAUUUUCAGGGUUUUGCCAUGCAAGUGUGGUGGGCGUAGGAAUCAAGUCAUGAUGGAAAGAGUUGUGUUUUGGACAACUAGUUUUAGCCCAAGUACUGGAUUCGGAAAUUCGAGUUUUCGCCAGGAAGUCGCCGCUGCUGUGGCGAAAAACGAAGAAAUAGCGCAAAGAAAAGAGAUGAAACGUGUGUCCACUGCCUGAAUGUAUUUUUUUGGCGAAAUGAACGAUGUUUUAAGAUGUGUCAUCAGAAAUCAAAAAUGACACAGCAAACAUUGGAAUCGACGGAGAAGAAAAUUCCUAUUAGCUUGUCAAGUUUUAAAUAAAAAAGAUUGCAAUCUAAAUGAAUUUAUUUCGAUGUUGUUUGAAGUUGAAUUGAAUGUUACAAUUGAGUGCUCAUAUCUUUGACAUCUCAAAGCGAAAACCGCACUUAUGACUAUUAGAUACUCGUCUGCACUAUGAAAACCCGUUGCAUUUCAGGAUUACUGGCACUGGCCGAGAGUGUUAAAUUGACAUUGAUCAGUCGUUAGUAAGUGGGGGCUGAACUGUUCACACUUUAACAUAGGGGAGAUUAUGAAUAAUAUCUGUUAUCUAUAAGGACUAAAAUACAAAUAAACCAUGUCAAAAUCU